Messenger RNA from Physeter macrocephalus (sperm whale), 1102 nucleotides. It is a transcript of the gene RETREG1, whose product is annotated as reticulophagy regulator 1. The coding region runs from base 68 to 1036 and encodes 322 amino acids. The record is from RefSeq and is a predicted model, not a curated record. The transcript is spliced from 6 exons. Lineage: Eukaryota; Metazoa; Chordata; Mammalia; Artiodactyla; Physeteridae. Gene Ontology annotation, biological process: reticulophagy; negative regulation of neuron apoptotic process. Gene Ontology annotation, cellular component: endoplasmic reticulum membrane.
CUGGGAAGUUAUCAAUUCCAAACCAGAUGAAAGACCCAGGCUCAGCCACUGUCUUGCAGAAUCAUGGAUGAAUUUCAGCCUAUUUCUUCAAGAAAUGACUCUGUUUAAACAGCAGAGCCCUGGCAAGUUUUGUCUCCUGGUCUGCAGUGUAUGCACCUUUUUUACGAUCUUGGGAAGUUACAUUCCUGGGGUUAUACUGAGCUAUCUACUGUUACUAUGUGCAUUUCUGUGUCCACUGUUUAAGUGUAAUGAUAUUGGACAAAAAAUAUACAACAAAAUCAAGUCAUUUCUGCUGAAACUAGAUUUUGGAAUCAGAGAAUAUAUUAACCAGAAGAAACGUGAGAGAGCUGAAGCAGAUAAAGAAAAAAGUCACAAAGAUGACAGUGAAUUAGACUUUUCAGCUCUCUGUCCUAAGAUUAGCCUGACCGUUGCCGCCAAAGAGUUGUCUGUGUCUGACACAGAUGUGUCCGAGGUCUCCUGGACUGACAACGGGACCUUCAACCUUUCAGAAGGAUACACUCCACAGACGGACACUUCUGACGAUCUUGACCGACCUAGUGAGGAAGUUUUCUCUCGAGACCUUUCAGAUUUUCCAUCUCUAGAAAAUGGCACAGGAACAAACGAUGAAGAUGAAUUAAGCCUUGGCUUCCCCACAGAGCUCAAGAGAAGAAAGGAGCAGUUGGACCGCGGUCCCAGACCCAGCUCAGAGAGGCAGUCAGUGGCUGGUCUCACCCUUCCUCUGAGCGAUGACCAAACCUUCCACCUGAUGAGCAACCUGGCUGGGGACGUCAUCACCGCUGCGGUGACUGCCGCCGUCAAAGACCAGUUAGCAGGCGUGCAGCAAGCACUGUCUCAGGCUGCCCCCGGCCCAGGGGAGGACACAGACACGGAGGAAGGGGAUGACUUUGAACUACUGGACCAGUCAGAGCUUGACCAAAUUGAGAGUGAAUUGGGGCUUUCACAAGACCAGGAAGCAGAAGCACAGCAAAGUAAGAAGUCUUCAGGCUUUCUUUCAAAUCUACUCGGAGGCCAUUAGUCUGGGAAUCAGCUUGUAUGACAGAGCACAGAUAAACUACCAAAAAAAUUCAAACAAGCAAAACAA